AUGAAUAUUCCGUUCAGAAAGGAUCAACACCAUCAUCAUCAUGGAAGUUUUGAUCAUCAUAUCACGGCGGAGAGGAAUACGUUAGGAUCAUCUUCCUACAUGUCGGAUGGUGCUGGUUUACUUUCAUCAAGUUUUUCCAACGCUUCCGAUUUGAGUAGCAGCAGUAUUGGGAGUUAUAAUAGCGUGAACAGCACCAAUUCAUCUCUACUGAGCACGAGUACGGCUGCAACAGGAUGGAUGGGAAUGAGUCCUCCGAAUUAUGUGAUGGGUUUCAAUGGAGGAAAUCAUUCAUCAUCAUCUCCUCAACCUAACGGUUAUCAUCACACCAAGAGUAAAAGUAUGAACAGUGCGAAUAACAACAUGACCACAUGGUUAUCCUCUUCGGGCGGUAAUCAUCAUCAUUCCCAACAACAUCCUAACAAUACCAUGCCGCAACAAGAUCAUCAUCAACAUUUCGGUACUUCUCUUCUUUCCAACAGUCAUCAUCACCAACUCGGCACCCACCAACGCAGAAUCACCACAGGUUCCUCGUCUUUUGACUUUUCAUCCUCUAUGGAUGACAUAUCUCUUAUGGGACACAACUCGUCUGUGAGAGGCAGAUCUGCUGCCACCAGUACUUUCAACUCGGUGUUUGGACCUACUCAAACGAAUUCAGUGCCAACAGAGCUUGAAAUUCCCUCUCGCACUAGUGUUUGUUCAAAUAACGUCAUGACAAAUAUGGCUGAAGAACACGUGGAUCCCACCAUGCUAUUACUUGAUUCUCCCAAGGUGGGUCACAAUCACAGUCGUUCUCAACAUCUCAGUCAUGACGAUGGAAUCAAUGUGAACAUGUUUGUUCGAUCAGUUGUUGGCAAGGUACUGUCGGAUGACAUGGAAGAAUUCAACUCCUUCCAUCAUGUGAGUGGUCAACAGAAUCAUCAUCAUCAUCACCACAACUACCAACAACAGCCAGCACUAAACAAUAAUCUCAACAUGUCACCACAACCAUCAUCACCAUUGUCACGUCGGUUCAUGUCCAUGUCCUGUCCAACUGUUCUAAAUUCGUUCCAAAAUAGUAUUGGAUUCCAACUCUUUCAACAACAGCAACAACAUCCUUUACAGCAUGACAGUCAUAAUGGAACCAACAAUUCAUCAGUAUCCUCAAUCGAUUUUGACUUAAUUGAGUCUGUUAUUGCUGGUGAUGAAUCCACAAGUGACCACACAUUGCAAGGCAAAAAACCUUGUAAAUACUUCUUCUCGGCAGAAGGUUGUACUUACGGAGAUAGCUGCACUUUCCUACAUUCACUCACUCCAAACACACGAAACAAUCCACCAAAUUUUGUAUUAGGAGUUUCAACAACCACAACAGCACCACCUUUGAAUGGUAACUUGCAUGGUUUUUCUUCUCAUGCACCUGAACAUGAAGAUUUCCAUCAAAAUGGUUUUGUCAUGAAUAAGAAUGAACAACUUAAUGCAUACCAAUACCAUACGAUGCAACAAUAUCCAUCUAAUAGCUCAAUGGUGUCCACUACCCAUGCAGUACAUGGUGAUGUUGCAUCAUCUGUAAAUAAUGUCGCUAAUCAUUCAAACUCCUCUCUGGUAUCUCAUCAACAGCAAACAUCCAAUUCUCCUCCACAACAGCAACAGCAAAUAUGUCAAUUAUGGCGGCGCAUCCGACGUUGA
This is a messenger RNA of Naegleria lovaniensis, 1662 nucleotides long. RefSeq lists its product as uncharacterized. NCBI's taxonomy places the organism in Eukaryota, Heterolobosea, Eutetramitea, Acrasida, Naegleriidae. The transcript has a single exon. Bases 1 to 1662 code for a protein of 553 amino acids. The record is from RefSeq and is a predicted model, not a curated record. Gene Ontology annotation, molecular function: metal ion binding.